Molecule: messenger RNA, 2217 nt
Organism: Manihot esculenta (cassava)
Lineage: Eukaryota; Viridiplantae; Streptophyta; Magnoliopsida; Malpighiales; Euphorbiaceae
Product: protein GRAVITROPIC IN THE LIGHT 1
Exons: 3
Coding region: 448-1713 (421 amino acids)
Biological process (GO): response to red or far red light; negative gravitropism
Source: RefSeq, a predicted model, not a curated record
AUUUAAAAUUGCUUAUUUUAAUACCAUAAGUCUAAGCCGGACACCGAUUCAGUGAGAGCGUUGAAACCCAACACCAUCAACAUCCCCACCCCAAAGUCUCUCUCUUUGCAUUUUUUGGAUAGUUAUUGAACGGAAAAAGUGAAUAAAAAAAGGACGAUUUCCAGUUACGGUUUAUUUUCGUGGCAAGCAAGCUAUGGCUUCAUCGAACUUCGGUUAUCCAUCGGUUUCUUGCCCUCGCUGAUCUUCAGCGAUUCUCCGGCAACAUUUGCGAUCAGGUUGGAGGCUAUUAUGUUUGCUGGAUACAUUCUGACAGUGGUCUGUGAUCUUUCUUGGUAAGAAGCUCAAACAAACACUUCUUAUCAUUCUGCGUAAUAGCUUUCAGGUUGUGCUAUAUUGGUGCUUUUUCUGAAGGAAUCCAAUUUCAGCACCCAUUCUUUAGCAGUAAAUAUGCUACCCAGUGGGUUGAAAGAUAACCAACUCCGUGAGAGCAACAGCCAAAAGGUCCACCCUCAACCCAUGGAAGAGUCCACUAAUCAAAAUCCCGAACCUUUGGAAGCCUUGAUAUCCAAGAUAUUUACAAACAUCUCCUCCUUGAAGUCAUCAUACAUCCAGCUUCAAUCUGCUCAUACUCCAUAUGAUCCUGAAAAAAUCCAGGCCGCUGACAAACUUGUUAUUUCUGAGCUGAAGAACCUGUCUGAGCUUAAGCACUUUUACAGGGAGAAAUAUCCAAAACCAGUAUGUGUUUCCCCUGAGGACUCUCGCUUAGCUGCAGAGAUUCAGGAACAACAGAGCCUACUGAAAACAUAUGAGGUUAUGGUGAAGAAAUUCCAAUCUGAAAUUCAGAAUAAAGAUACUGAGAUUCUUCAGUUGCAGCAGCAGAUUGAGAAGGCAAAUCAGAAGCGAGUGAAGCUGGAAAAGAAUCUUAAGCUGAGGGGCUUGUCAACCAAAGAAUCAGAAGGGUCUGGAGAUGAAAAUAGAAUUUUUCCUGUAGAGCUCACGCCUGAGCUGUUCAUAUCUGCUGUGGAAGCGGCUUUCAAAGUCAUUCAUGCUUUUUCUAAACCUUUGAUCAACAUGAUGAAAGCAGCUGGGUGGGACCUCGAUGCUGCUGCCAACUCCAUUGAACCUGAUAUUGUUUAUGCAAAGAGAGCUCACAAACAGUAUGCAUUUGAAUCUCAUAUAUGUCAAAGAAUGUUCAGUGGGUUUCAGCAGGAAAGUUUCUCUAUAAAGUCAGAUAAUGUGACAUUCACCAAGGAGAGUUUCUUUCACCAGUUCCUUGCACUAAGGGAGAUGGAUCCAUUAGAUGUCCUAGGUCAGAAUCCAGAUUCUGUUUUUGGUAAAUUUUGCAGGAGUAAGUAUCUGGCAGUGGUUCAUCCAAAGAUGGAAGCUUCAUUGUUUGGAAAUUUGGAUCAGCGAAAUUAUGUGAUGGGAGGUGGGCACCCUAGAACACCCUUUUAUCAAGCUUUCUUAAAACUGGCCAAGUCAAUAUGGCUUCUGCACAGGUUGGCAUAUUCUUUUGAUCCGAAUGUUAAGGUCUUUGAGGUUAGGAGAGGUAGUGAGUUCUCGGAGGUUUACAUGGAAAGUGUUUUGAAAAAUCUAGUACUGGAUGAAAACCAGAAACCUAAAGUUGAGCUAAUGGUCAUGCCUGGUUUUUGGAUAGGAGGCGGUGUGAUUCAGAGCCGCGUUUAUCUCUCAGGUGUGAAGGUUGCUGAAUAAUGACCAACUAAAUUAAUUGGGAUGUGCUUUGUUUCAAUGUAAUGUACAUCCUUCUAAUAAGGGGUUGUAAUGUUUGUAAGGGUGUAUUGUUAAUUUGUGUAGGUGUAAAUUAGCUUUCACAUCUAUCGAGUCUUAAUCUCGCGCGUGUAUUGGGCUUUUUGGCGUUAGGCUAUGCUCUGCAGGUGGCAAUUCAAUUAUGCUUAUUAUUAUUAUUAUUAGUUACUGAUGCAACCAUUGUAAAACUUGAUUUCUUCAAAGGAGCCGGUGCCGCCCGUACCAAGAAGGCAUGAGGUUAGUGCAUGUUUUGAAAACAUAGAUCAGGAAAAGUUUGUUUAUAUUUGUGGAUCACGAAUGUCCCUUGUAUAUAGUCAAAGUUGUGGUUGUAAACUUGUAAUAUAAAUAUUUCACUACGUUUUUUUUCCGUCAAAUAAUUAUCUCAAUAUGUUGGAUGGGAACUUUGUGAGCGCUUCUAAAUGAAAUAUAACUUCAGUUUCUAUUUAAUUA